Messenger RNA from Trichoderma reesei QM6a, 1119 nucleotides. RefSeq lists its product as uncharacterized. The record is from RefSeq and is a predicted model, not a curated record. Gene Ontology annotation, cellular component: fungal-type vacuole. The coding region runs from base 1 to 1119 and encodes 372 amino acids. Gene Ontology annotation, biological process: proteolysis. The transcript is spliced from 2 exons. Gene Ontology annotation, molecular function: aspartic-type endopeptidase activity. Lineage: Eukaryota; Fungi; Ascomycota; Sordariomycetes; Hypocreales; Hypocreaceae.
AUGCAUGCGGCCCUCGUGUCACUAUCAAUCGCGUCUCUUGCCGCAGCUGCUCUACCCGAGGGCGUGGUCGAGGUUCCGCUCCAGCGCAUCAAGAAUCAGACUGCGUACGGCGUCGAGUUCCAGGUCGGCAAUCCGCCCCAAAAGGCUGUCAUUUCUGCCGAUACAGGCAGUCCGACUUAUGCCUUUGAGUCUCCGCGCAACACCGUCUGCCAGCAAGGCCUCUGCUCAGCCUAUGGAACCUACGAUAACACAACCUCUACCACGUCUAAAUGGCUCAGCGACGGCUACUCCGACAUGCUCAUCGACCACGGCUUCGGCAGUUUUAUCAACGACACUCUUCGAAUUGGCGGCGUCACCCUCAACGACAUGAUGUUUGGCGUCGUUGAGCAAAACUUUGCCUCGUUCCCGAUCAAUACCCAGCAAACCGCUAUUUUUGGCCUCGGGGCAUUCUGUCAGACGCCUGCGUGCGACACAUAUUCGACGUUCCUCAACCAGCUAUACGAGCACGGUGCGAUUGCUCGGCGUGCCUUCAGUGUGUAUCUGGGCCCAAACGACCCGGAUGCUACGGGGUCGCUGCUUUUCGGGGGGAUUGAUCUUGCGAAACGCCAGGGCCCGGUCCAUAAAUUGAAGGUCCUCGAUCCUACAGUAACAGCGGCGAAUCUCCAGCCCAACUGGGUCAGCCUGUCCAGCAUCGAACUCCAGCUUUCCAAUGGCACUACGAUUACUUCGACGUAUGACAACGGGACGUAUGCUCUUUGGGACACGGGGUCCCCGGGCUGGUAUGUCCAGCAAGACAUGUUCGACGCCCUCACCAGCUACUGGGGCCUCACGAAUCCCAAUCCCAACAAUGAUAUCAUCGUUGACUGCAAGUUCCGUGAGCCGUCCGACGACUCGCUUGCCGUGAAUAUCGCCCCAGGAGUCACCAUCAACGUGCCCCUGAGUUCGUUGCCUAUUGAUAACGGCGACGGCACUUGCACUGCGCGUGUUUCGCCUUGGGGAAGAGUGAUGGGCGAUACGUUUCUUCGAAAUGUCUACUUUACGUUUGACUACGAGGAUCUGACAGUUGAAUUUGCUUUAGUCAAGUAUACCGAUGAGACGAACAUUGUCAAAAUUGAGUAA